GGCUUCCUGCCUAGUCCUCUCCUGUCUCCUUCCACCAACCUCACUGCCUCUCACGUCCCCCACUUUGUGCCAUACGCCUCUCUCUUCACAGAAGAAGCCACUCCUUCCCCCCAGACUACCUCUCCUACCCACACCUUCAACAAAUCUGCUCCUGCAGCCUCUCCUGCCAGCCAGAUGCAGCACCAUGCUGGGACCCAGCCAUUAGAUGUUGCUCCAGGUAGAAUUCCCGUUUAUUAUCAGAUGUCCCGCCUCCCACCGGGGUAUUCAGCAUACGAGACACCUACAGCAGGGGGAAGCCCAGAGUCUCCUCAGCAAGACAGUCAGCUGAGUUCAGAGGUAGCUGCUGCCAAUGGUGGACAGAGACAUCUGGAGCAUACUGUGGUGAGGAGGACCAGUGAGGCUGUGGACUCUGCCAGCAGUAAAGCUGAGGACUGUCUGCCAGAGGCUGCAGCAGGAUGUGUGGCUGACGGACAGUUCCUUUCAGGUUACCAGACACUGGGAACAGAGGACUCUGUGCCCAUUCACAGAAGCACCCCAGACACUGAUCUUGAGGUUCAGAGGGUGGUGGGGGUGUUGGCAUCUCAGGAUUAUCAUGUUCUGGCAGCCCAGAGGAAAGAUGACCCAAUCCCUUUAAACCUUUGCCAUAACAUCCCUGAUCAGCAGGGGGAGUCAAAGGAUGUGCUGAGGAACAUGGUGGAGAGGGCUGCUGCUCAGAAAAACCAGUCCAGGAGUCCAUCUGUAAUGUCCCCUGAAGAGCUGGUUAGACAAAGACAGUUAACCAAAGGAAUGGUGAUAGCCAACGGCAAGCCAGUCCUGGUUCCUGUUGGAUCCGAGCCCAUCAGGUCUUCCACUUCAGAAACCCUGGUGAGGCAAAGCCCGGAUGCACAGGCUCAAGAAAGCGUGCUGGAAAAGGACCUGGCCCAGCUGCAGCCACCCAGCUCCUCACGCUUGCCCUCUCACUUCAUGAAAGGAGCCAUCAUCCAGCUGGCCACAGGAGAGCUGAAGCGGGUAGAGGACCUGCAGACUCAAGACUUUGUUCGCAGUGCAGAGGUGAGCGGAGGCCUGAAGAUCGACUCCAGCACAGUGGUGGAUAUUCAGGAAAGCCAGUGGCCUGGGCUUGUCAUGCUGCAUUUUGUGGUUGGGGAGCAGCAAAGUAAAGUGAGCAUUGAUGUGCCCCCAGAGCAUCCCUUCUUUGUGUAUGGCCAGGGCUGGUCCUCCUGUAGCCCAGGGCGGACUGCUCAGCUCUUUGCUUUGCCCUGUCACCGGCUGCAAGUGGGCGAUGUCUGCAUAUCAAUCAGUUUACAGAGCAUGAAUGGCAACUCUGCUUCUCAGGCUAACUACCCUCUCACAGAUCAGUUGAUAUCUACUAGGGAGAGAUCUGAAACAACAGCUCAGGGGUCCACAGAACCGUCUGACAGAGCUGCUGAAAGAGUGAGCCACACAGAUAGGGACAGCGUGGCCCAGAGCUCUCGUGCAGAACCCUCUCAGCCUGAGACUGGCAGUCAGCACAGCUGGACAGCCCCAGGCUUCCAAAGAUACAGCAUGCAGGCAGAGGAGCCUCGGCCCGCUCUGCUCCGUCCCUCUUUCAUUCCCCAGGAGGUCAAGCUGUCCAUCGAAGGGCGUUCUAAUGCGGGGAAAUGAUCCCUUUGAGGCUGUGAGCUGGGGCAUCCCCUCUAGGUGAGCCUCACCAUCAGGUGGAGAAAUUGCACAGACUUAGUGACAGGUUCACCAGCAAGGCUGCUUUCUGCCCUGCAGGGCUGGAUUUAUUCCAUCCAGUUCAGUGGCUGACCAGUUCCUCCUGGGGAAUCAAGAGGGCUUCAGUGCCUCAGGGAGCAGCAACAGGCUGGCUGGGGUAGAGAAUGGGGAUGUGAUCAGAGAGCAUUCCGGAGGCUGGGGCUUUCUCCCACCUCCCUGAGUAACUGAUUCCCUGCGGGGCAGGGUCUAAGCAUUCAGGAUAGGUGGGGAGAUGAGGAGGGCAGACACGGCUUAAGGUAGCAGAUAAAAUUGCUGAAGAUUUUAUUCCUCCUUUCUCAUGGUGGGGAGAGAUGGGUCCCCCCUGGAGUUUAG
Molecule: messenger RNA, 2067 nt
Organism: Antrostomus carolinensis (chuck-will's-widow)
Lineage: Eukaryota; Metazoa; Chordata; Aves; Caprimulgiformes; Caprimulgidae
Gene: ATXN1L
Product: ataxin 1 like
Exons: 1
Biological process (GO): anatomical structure development; regulation of DNA-templated transcription
Cellular component (GO): nucleus
Molecular function (GO): RNA binding; protein binding
Source: RefSeq, a predicted model, not a curated record